AGGCUAACCUCACUCAGAAUGAUGUUCUCCAAUUCCAUAUUGGAGACUUUCUAAAACUAAUAAUGUAUUAGGUUUGUGGUUUCUUCUCUGUAGUGGGGUUUGAACUUGGCCUCAUGCCUUAUAUUUGGAAGCCCUUCCAAUAGAUUUGUAAGAUGUCUCAGCUCAAAAUUUGGUUUUUUCAUGUAUUCUGUCUUAAUAUUUGUUCCUUAAAUUUUUUUAGGCUGCAAACUACUGUAUAAACAGGAUUUUGCAAGGCGUUUAGGAUUAAGAUGUGUUACGUGCAACUAUUGCUCUCAGCUGUGUAAGAAGGGAGCAACUAAAGAACUUGAUGGUGUUGUGAGAGAUUUCUGCAGUGAAGACUGCUGUAAAAAAUUUCAGGAUUGGUACUAUAAGGCUGCAAGGUGUGACUGUUGUAAAUCUCAAGGAACUCUAAAGGAACGAGUGCAGUGGCGUGGGGAAAUGAAACAUUUCUGUGAUCAACACUGCUUGCUGCGUUUCUACUGUCAGCAAAAUGAGCCCAACAUGACUACGCAAAAAGGACCUGAAAACUUGCAUUACGAUCAGGGCUGUCAGACGUCCCGAACAAAAAUGACAGGCUCAGCACCACCCCCUUCUCCAACACCAAACAAAGAGAUGAAGAAUAAAGCAGUUCUUUGCAAACCUUUAACAAUGACAAAAGCUACUUAUUGCAAACCUCACAUGCAGUCCAAAUCUUGUCAGACAGAUGAAAAUUGGAAAACAGAGUAUGUUCCAGUGCCUAUCCCUGUGCCUGUGUAUAUUCCAGUACCUAUGCACAUGUACAGCCAGAAUAUUCCUGUUCCUACUACAGUUCCUGUUCCUGUGCCCGUUCCUGUUUUUCUGCCUGCUCCAUUGGACAGUAGUGAAAAGAUUCCUGCGUCAAUUGAGGAGCUGAAAAACAAAGUUUCUACAGAUCCUCUUGAUACAGAGUUGCUUACAAUGACAGAUAUGAUAGCUGAAGAUGAGGGGAAAACAGAGGCUUCCAACAUCAACAGUGUGAUUAUUGAAACUGAUAUAAUUGAUUCAGCUCUCAUGAAGAACUCUGACGAAACACAGUCUAACAUGCCCGAUGUACCAUAUGAACCAGAUUUGGAUAUUGAAAUAGAUUUUCCCAGAGCUGCUGAGGAGCUUGAUAUGGAAAAUGAAUUUUUAUUGCCACCUGUUUUUGGAGAAGAAUAUGAGGAACAGCCCAGACCUCGAUCUAAAAAAAAGGGAGCCAAGAGAAAAGCUGUAUCAGGAUACCAGUCUCAUGAUGAUAGUUCUGACAAUUCAGAAUGCAGCUUUCCUUUCAAGUACACCUAUGGUGUUAACGCCUGGAAACACUGGGUCAAAACUAGGCAACUUGAUGAAGAUCUUCUGGUGUUAGAUGAGCUAAAAUCUCUCAAAUCAGUAAAGUUAAAAGAAGACCUACUCUCCCAUACCACAGCUGAGCUUAACUAUGGGUUAGCCCAUUUUGUCAAUGAGAUCCGAAGACCAAAUGGAGAGAAUUACGCACCUGACAGCAUCUAUUAUCUUUGCCUCGGAAUACAGGAGUACUUGUGUGGGAGUAAUAGAAAGGACAACAUAUUUAUUGAUCCUGGAUACCAGAUGUUUGAGCAAGAAUUGAAUAAGAUACUCCGAAGUUGGCAACCAAGCAUACUUCCAGAUGGGUCGAUAUUCUCUCGAGUUGAAGAAGACUAUCUUUGGAGGAUAAAACAACUAGGAUCACACUCUCCAGUAGCUCUUUUGAAUACCCUGUUCUACUUUAACACUAAGUAUUUUGGCCUGAAAACAGUGGAACAACACUUAAGACUUUCCUUUGGCACUGUGUUUAGGCACUGGAAAAAAAAUCCUUUAACCAUGGAAAACAAAGCAUGUCUCCGAUACCAAGUGUCUUCCUUAUGUGGAACAGAUAAUGAAGAUAAAAUUACUACUGGAAAAAGAAAACAUGAAGAUGAUGAGCCAGUAUUUGAACAAAUUGAAAACACAACCAAUCCUUCUAGAUGUCCUGUGAAAAUGUUUGAAUGCUACUUAUCCAAAAGUCCACAGAAUCUUAAUCAGAGAAUGGAUGUUUUUUAUUUGCAACCAGAAUGCUCUAGUUCUACAGAUAGCCCUGUCUGGUACACAUCUACUUCACUGGACCGAAACACCUUGGAAAAUAUGCUCGUACGGGUUCUUCUAGUAAAAGAUAUUUAUGAUAAAGACAAUUAUGAACUGGAUGAAGACACAGAGUAAAAAAGGAACGCUUCAGAAACAGUCGGGAUAAAACAGCAUUAGAUACUCAUGCUGCUAGAUCUUUACUAUGGAAAACAUUUCAAGUUUACUCCUUCUGUUUUGGGUUUUGUAGCAGUGUACCCACACUGGGUAUUACCGUGUAAAUAAUCUGUGAGUGAAAGUUGCCAUUAUUCUAUGUAGUGGUUUUAGGAUACUUAACAAAUACAUUCAAAUUCUUUUUUUAUUAUUAUUUAUUUGAUUAGGUAUGUUUAUAACUUUUUACAUUACAAAAUAUGAAUGAGAAUGUGCCAUGUAUAAUUUUUUCUUGUAGUAAAAAACAUCCAUAUUGCACAAAUCUGCUGUUGCAAAGCUUCCUCUAAAGGGGGCGCUUUACUGAGUUCUUGACCAGAUGGUUGUGUAUGGGUAGCACUACUAAAAGUUUAGAACUUGCAGUGUCUUUCACAAUUUUUAAAAUAAAAUGUAAACUAAUAGGCUGGGUUUUUUGUUUUGUUUUGGGGGGGGAUUGUUUGUUUUACAUUUUAGUUGCUGAAGCCUUACAAGGUUAUGUAGAGAGAUACCAUCUUCUGUACCAAAAAUAGACAAGAGAAUGCUGUCAUGAUUGGUGUGCUGUAAUGUGACUAUCUAUACUGGUGAAAACGACCUUUUGUUCCCCUUAUUAAAACUUAGUGUCCUUUUCUCAUUUGUGGCUUUCUGCAUCACCCCAAUCAAUUAAAAAGAAAUAUAUAUAU
Molecule: messenger RNA, 2960 nt
Organism: Castor canadensis (American beaver)
Lineage: Eukaryota; Metazoa; Chordata; Mammalia; Rodentia; Castoridae
Product: zinc finger MYM-type protein 2
Molecular function (GO): zinc ion binding
Source: RefSeq, a predicted model, not a curated record